Messenger RNA from Lentinula edodes (shiitake mushroom), 1038 nucleotides. RefSeq lists its product as uncharacterized. The transcript has 9 exons. Lineage: Eukaryota; Fungi; Basidiomycota; Agaricomycetes; Agaricales; Omphalotaceae. The coding region runs from base 1 to 1038 and encodes 345 amino acids. The record is from RefSeq and is a predicted model, not a curated record.
AUGUUUCUUAUCACCGCUAUGCUCAUUGGGACACUGCUGGAAACCCUCGCAUACGGCAGCUAUGUCGCCCUCUGCUUCAAGCACUUCCAGAUCUUGGCUGCACGUCGAACCAAGAUUCCUCCCAAACCUUUCGCCUUUCUCACCCUAGUGAGUUUCGCUUUCUUCGUCAUUGCAACAGUUACAGUGGUGUCAGACUUGACAUUUAUCUCUCACAUCUUUACAAAACAUCCGAUCGAAACUAUCAACUUCUCUGGAUACACUCGAAAGGACCGCAUCAAUGAGUUCAGCCAGAUUUUGUCUAUCAUGUUGUCAGAUACGUUUCUGCUCUAUCGCUGCUACGUGCUUUAUAGUACUCAGCGUCGUGUCAUCGUACUUCCAUUCCUCACAUACCUAGCGGAAGUUGGCUUCGGGAUAUGGGGCAUGGUAGCUUUCAAAGGCACCGACAUUGAAGAGAUUGACCCUUGGGCUAACCGCCCAUUGCAACGUCUAUCGCUCGCUGAAACGAUCUUCGGCUUCGAUGGGUUUGCGACAAAUUUAUUGUGCACUAGUGAAUCAUAUCCAAAUCCUCCUGACUCUUCUCUCACAAUCAUACUUAUGCAAGGUCUCAUUGUAUUCCGCUUAUGGCGCUCCCACCGCGAGUUGGUGCGUUUCAAUGUACAGACUUCGACGCGUUCAUCUAGCACCCUGUUCCGUAUUGGUUUCGUGAUUCUCAAUUCCGCUGCAAUUUAUAUUGUUUGGAUGAUAACCGUGUUUGCGACUUCAAUAGCCUCAUCGUUGGUGUACCAAAUCAUUACUCCCAGUUUCUCCUGCAUUACCGCUUUGAUUUUUUCCUCAAUAAUUGUCAGAGCUCCUUCUUCAACUCCAACAUCUGUCACAGAGAUGACGACUAUCAGCUUCUCACAACCUCCCGUGCGAUCUACUGCAUCGCUCUCAGCGUCAGAGAGUAACGCAAGAAAACAAGGCAUCACACAGCGUAGUAGGGACGAGUCUGACUCGACAUUGAGUGCGUACGAGGUAAGGGACGUCAGUGAAGAAUAA